This is a messenger RNA of Zonotrichia leucophrys gambelii, 3794 nucleotides long. RefSeq names its product fibrinogen C domain containing 1 (gene FIBCD1). NCBI's taxonomy places the organism in Eukaryota, Metazoa, Chordata, Aves, Passeriformes, Passerellidae. The record is from RefSeq and is a predicted model, not a curated record. Bases 123 to 1505 code for a protein of 460 amino acids. The transcript has 7 exons.
CCCGUCCUCCGCCGCGGCCAGCCGGGCAGCGCGGGCGGGCCGGGGGCUGCGCCGCCGGGGAGGAGGUUUGGGGGGGCUUGUGGGGGUCCGGGCACUUACUUGGGCUGGAAGUUGGCGGCGCGAUGGGGAACGAGCGUUGGAAAACCGUGGGAGGAGCCUCGCAACUUGAGGAUGGGCAGCAGGAGAAAUCACAGAGGAUGAGCUGUGGCUACAUCCUGUGCACCGUGCUGCUCUCGGUGGCCGUGCUCCUGGCCGUGACAGUCACCGGCGCCAUCCUCUUCAUGAACCACUACCACACGCCCGUCACCGAGCCGCCCCCCGUCAUCAGCACCAACCCCGAGGAGGCCAACGCGCUGGUGACCAUCGAGAAGGCCGACAGCUCCCGCAUCAACAUCUUCAUCGACCCCAACUGCCCCAGCGCCGCCGGCACCCUGGGCCGCGUGGAGGGCCUGCAGAGCUCCCUGCUGCACGCCCUCACUGAGCACGACGCCGAGGCCAAGGCCACCAAGAGCCAGCAGAAGGCCCUGCUGGUGACGGUGGCGGAUGAGGUGGCCAAGCUGCUGAGCCACGCGGUGCAGCUGCGUGCCGACUGCGACGGGCUCAAGAAGGGGCACAGCGCCAUGGGGCAGGAACUCAGCGCCCUGCAGGGAGAGCAGGGCAGGCUCAUCCAGCUGCUGUCGGAGAGCCAGAGCAGCAUGGCCCGGCUGGUGAGCUCCGUCAGCGAUGCGCUGGACUCGCUGCAGAGGGAGCGCGGUGGGGCCCGGCCCCGGCUCAAGGCUGACCUGCAGCGAGCCCCGGCCAGGGGAGCCCGGCCCCGGGGCUGCUCCAACGGCUCCCGGCCCCGAGACUGCUUUGACAUCUACAUGAGUGGGCAGCAGGAGGAUGGGAUUUACUCCAUCUUCCCCACGCACUACCCCGAUGGCUUCCAGGUCUACUGUGACAUGAGCACGGACGGGGGCGGCUGGACGGUGUUCCAGCGGCGGGAGGACGGCUCCGUGAACUUUUUCCGUGGCUGGGAAGCCUACCGGGACGGCUUCGGGAAGCUGACGGGAGAGCACUGGCUGGGGCUCAAGAGGAUCCACCUGCUGACGGUGCAGGGCAGCUACGAGCUCCGCAUCGACCUGGAGGACUUCGACAACGGCACCGCCUUCGCCCACUACGGCAGCUUCGGGGUGGGGCUCUUCUCCGUGGACCCCGAGGAGGACGGGUACCCCAUCAGCAUCGCCGACUACUCAGGGACUGCAGGUGACUCCUUCCUGAAGCACAACGGGAUGAAGUUCACCACCAAGGACCUGGACAACGACCACUCGGAGAACAACUGCGCCUCCUUCUACCACGGCGCCUGGUGGUACCGCAACUGCCACACGUCCAACCUGAACGGGCAGUACCUGCGCGGCCACCACAGCUCCUACGCCGACGGCAUCGAGUGGUCCUCCUGGACCGGCUGGCAGUACUCGCUCAAGUUCACCGAGAUGAAGAUCCGGCCCAUCCGCGAGGAGAAUUAGCUGAUGGCAUCUGCCCCCCACACCGUGCCCGCUCCCCUGCCCCUCCCCAGCUCCCUGCAGACCCACUCCCUCAGCUGCCACCCUCCUCAUCCUCUCCGAGGGCUCGCCCACCUCUGAGGGGCUCCUGGGGAGUGACUUUGGCUCCUGGGCAUCCAGAGGUGUUGCCAGACCUUUGCUCCCACUGCCAUGACCAGGUGUCCUGGCCAGAGUGUGACCCACGGUCUGUGCUCGUGGCUGGGGCACAGAGGAUGCAGGAGUUUGGGCAGAGGUGCCCAGCAGGAAGGAAAGGAUGGAGGAGGGAGGGAUGCAGCAGCCCAGGCAGGCUGAGCACCUCUGGUCACCUCUGCCCUGGGCACUGACACCUGGCAGUGGGCUCGCCAAGCUGGCAAGGGGCUGGGGGCAUUGUCAUGGGGAACCCCAGCCCUCCAAACCCCCAGGACUGGGAUGAGGCUGCUGCAGCUCCCCCAUGGUGCUACUGGUGAUGGGGAGGCUCAGCUGGGCCAGCCUGACGUGCCAGCAAUUCCUCCUUGGGCUGCAGAACGCUCUCCCCUGCCCCUGCAGGAGCAGCGCGGCUGGGGAGGGACAACCACCAGCUCCUUACUCCCCACUGCCCCUGUCCUGGCUCCUGGAGCCCCCCAGUGGGUCAGGACACCCCAAAGUGAGCCAGAGCAGCGCUGCCAGGACGCACACCCAGAACUGAGCACAGCACGGAGCUGCUUUGGCAGUGCUGGGCAAACAGGGAGCACGGCAAGGAAGAGGAGGAGGCGAGGAAGGCUCACUUCCCAACACAGCUCUGCCUGCAGUUCACAGCCCCUCCCUCCCGACCAGACCCACUGGAUUCACAUCAGACUUUCACCAUGCAAAGGCUGUGACCUUUCCCCAGACCCUUUGGGCAGCUCAGCCCCAUUUUCCAGUGAGCCCCCUCUGCUCACUGCUGGCCUGGACACUGCACUCUGAGCUGUGGCACUGGCUGGGCACCUGCAGAUAUCCAAAGCCUUUCAUUUCCUCAAAUCCUGUUAAGGUUUUGCAAAAGAGAAGCCCCGAGUGGGGCUUAGCAUCUGCAGGGCCCUGAUAACCGGGCAGCAGCACCAGGCAGGAGCUGCCAUGGGACUGAUGUCUCCUGCUGGCUCCCUGGAAGGACUCAAAUGGGGGAUUUUGUCCAAAAAAACUGAGAACCAAAUGUGAGCAGACUCUGGACUGAGAGGGGAGGGGACAGACAGAGCCCUGCCACCCCUCACAGCAUUCUCUGCCUGUGCUACAGCAGAGCCCUGCCCCAAGAAACAGCGUCAGACAGACAGAUGGACUGAGGAGGGGAGGAAACUCCCCCUGUCUCCAUUUCCAGGGGAGCUUAAAGCACGGGGAGAUCAAAGGCUCAGCUUCCCAACUGUGCCAGGUUUGUACUUCCCUCUGUGAAUCUCCUUUUUUUAAAGCCUUCCCCACCUCGGAUCUUGUGCUGGACAAGAUCUCUCACCCACUGGGUGAGUGUCUGUCUGUCUGCCCUGACAGAGAAACGGACAAACCAUGCACUGGGAUCACCACAGCUUUUUACUCUGCCAGAGAGAUCCUUCAGAGCCCUCAGGGCAGGGAGAGCUCUGAGCGAAGGGCAUCCAGCUCUAAGCACUCCAUCCAUGCCCAGAACGAUGGGGACUGGGGGAACUCAGCAGGGGCAUUUCUCAGCACAACAGCAGGAGCCCUGACAGCUUCCAAGGAGCUUCCUGCAUUCCACUGGACCUUUCUGGAAAGGUUCCUGCCUGCACCCAUCUUUACUUUUCGAUCAGUUAUUUUGGUGGGUUAGCUGUAGCUGGGUUUUCUGAUGCUUUGGGCAGGAAUGCACAUGGAACCAUGUGCUGGGUGGGAAGGCUCAUCCCUCCCCCAGACCCCUCCCCUGGCGUUUUGCCAUGCCAGGGAGGGAAUGUUGUAUGUUGGUUUGUUGGUAGCACAUCCUUGUGUAACCGCCUGUGUCACCCAGGACCCCCCAGAGAUUUGUUUUGACUUGCACGAGAGGUUUUUAAUCCAUGCCAAGACGCAGGAUUUCCCAGGAUUAUUCCCAAGAGCUCAAGCAUUGCUCCAUGGCCCUGGAUUAGGUUAAACCCAUCUGUGGUGACACCUCCCUGGGAAGGGGUGGGCAGGGGUGACCGUGGGGCUGGGAUGUGGCCAUGGACCUUCCAGAGCAGCCCUGGGCCAGGCCGUGGUGUGUAGCAGUGCUGUGAAGUCUAGGUCGUGUGUGAGUGUGUCCAAAGCUGUACAUGUGGACUUUCUAAACUCCUUAAUAAAAGGAUCUCAUCGUUA